AUGGAGUCACCCACUGGCCAACCGGACUCUCCAUUAGAUCUGGAUGACGUCCCAUUUCCAUGUCAGGGUUGCGGAGAGAUACUGGAGGAAGGCAAAGCUUUCGAGCUGGCCAAUAAACGAUGGCAUAUUGACUGUUUUCGAUGCAACACAUGCGGCACCUUUCUCGAUUCAGAGGCAAACCUCCUUCUGCUUGGCGACGGCUCUCUCAUUUGCAACAGUUGUACUUACAGCUGCAGUUCCUGUGGAGACAAGAUCGAAGACCUAGCAAUCCUCACCGGCGACCAGGCCUUUUGCGCAACCUGCUUCAAAUGUCGCAACUGUAAGCGGAAGAUCGAGAAUCUCCGCUAUGCGCGGACAUCACAGGGUAUCUUUUGUAUGGAUUGUCAUGAAUCACUGAUGGCACGAAGGCGGAAGCGAACGGCCAGGCAGCGUCAAAAAGUCCCCAAUGUCCAGCUAGACAAAUCUCUCCCGUCACUCCCGACAACCAUCGCUUCGAGCAAUGGGUUAUCAGCAACUUCGCCCAGUCCAUUACCCGAUCAAUACCAUGAACUGCCCGCUGAAGUUCCUUCUGAAAUGCCCGUUGAGCUGCCAGCUGAAAUGCCCAUUGAACUGCCCACUGAAUUGCCAUCGCGUCCAAGAUCCGAAGAGCGGAAAAGCUCGGGGGAUGACAAAAAUGUUGGGACUCCUGAAUCACAGCCCGUUAACCAAGAUAAUCUUAUCCUUCCUUCCAGCACUUACAAAAUGAAUCGUCAUUCUGCUAUUUCACAUAAAUCUGAUGUAUCUGGUGGAGAAGAGUUUCUCAUUCCUGUUGCAUUUGAUCCCGCAGCUUCUGAGACUCGCUCUCCUCAACCACCCCCAUCAGAAGCUUCUCCUGUUGUGCCACGAGAGUCCUUUGGUCAGCGCAUAUCUGGAGACAGCUCUCGCACACAGUCUACAGACGUACAUGAAUGCCUCCGGGACCAGAAUCACCCUGAGGCCUCUUCUGAGCAGCCAAGUCCAUAUCAAGACAAGCGUCCCGCAGACCCAGGCUCUCACAAAUUCCAAGAGAGCACGACACCCUCAAGAGCUUCUACUCUUGUAUCGCCUCCUGCUAACAAUGAUAAUAUUCGCCAACAGAAUAUAUUGCAGAACAGUUCCGGCCAUGGGGCCGAUAUGUCGGGCCGUGGAGAUAAAUUUAAGUUGCAAGACGUCCCUAAGGGAAGGAGGUCACGAGGUGGCUCUGAGAACAUGUCUCGGCCUGACCUCGGUUUGACGGCUACAGUGACGUCUCCUACACAUGAAGAAACCGAAGACAUCGUUAUAAGUCCUCCUCCUCGGGAUACAGCACGGGUCACAAAUCAAACGUCUCCGGCACCAGAACUCAACAAUAAUGCACCUUCACGCUUUUCACAGGAACCCCGAAUGAAAGAAAAUGGAUCGGUUGAGCCUGCGAGACCGGGACUGCAAUAUCCGCCUAAGAGAGGCGAUUCUCUCGAAGCCAAAUUACAUCAAUCUCUCCAGAGGAAGGUGGUAGCAUCUGUAGCACCUGUUAGCAAGUCUACACCACCAACAUCUAGUAUUACAAACGAUGCUGCGCCGGCGUCCUCGAAUUUUUCAUCUCCCCAGGCGGACAAAUCCACGGGUGCAAAGGGAUUGAGGGUACAAGAGGCGUCAGUGUCAAAGCGCGUUUCCGAUGCUUCAGUUUCUACUCCCUCACCUCACAAGCGUUCUGGGUCUGGCAGCGUGUCAAAACAGAAAUCUGCAGACCCUCGUGGGCAUCAUUCUCGUAACGAAUCGGUGAAGACUGUGCAUUCUGAUAGUCAUCGUGAGCCGGAUAUUGGAGCUUCCCCGAGGUUGCGUUACAGUGGGGUGGGAGACUUCUCCUUGGAAGAAGAUAUGGCUCGAAUUCUUGGCAGUGAUGAUAGCCAGAAUCAAGAAUCCUUGCUGAAGCGGAUGUCGCAUUCCGUCCGACAUGGAAGAAGCUUAAGCGAUAAAUGUGCCCGACUAUCGAAAGAGCAGAAAUGGCCUAAGUCACCGUCAAAUGGAAGCAACUUUGUGAAUGACAUCAGCAGUCCAAGUGGGAGUUGCCCUGAAAAUCGCGAUGAGCUUUCCUGGUACAAGAACGAGCUCCGAAGAGAACGGCAGAAGAUUGUUGAGAAGGAUCAGAAAAUCUCAGCGUUGGAGGCUUCACUUAAUGCCACGGCAAACAUCAAACAGGUUAACACGGAACUUCGCGAAAAGCGAUCCACUAUGGUAUUUCUUGAUGCUCAGAAGGAGAUUGUCCUUCGUGAGCUGGAGGUCCUUACAGAAUGCAUCGCUGCCGAAAAGCAGAGUGGAGCCCCUCUCGAUCUAAGGAGACUAAGCAAUAGCGUAUUACGUGAAUUUGCGGAGUCUGUACAGCGACUCAAAGAUUCGUUUGCCCCUCAGAUUGAGGAGUUGAUCCAAAAGCGUAAUGCCAUCCUUGAAGAACUGACCAAUCUUGGCCGCAUGAAAGAUAAGAGCUUUCAAGAAUUUGAACAGCUAUCUCUUAAGAAUUCGCAACUCGCGGAGCUUAAUAACCAGCUAGUUCACCAGAUCCAAGGGAUCUACAGGGCCAACACAACCUCUAGCAGCGGAGAAAGCAGUCGCCAGGUAACCAAUGGAUUGAGUAUUUCCUCUCACCAAAAGGAAAAAUCUGUCGCCUCACUUGAAGGUCGCGAAAACCGGGCCUCAAAUGACGCUCUCACAUCAACCUCUAACACUCAGUCCGAAGAGGCAGACCAAGCAACCGUUCUCCAAGGACCACAAGUUAUCAGUAUCCGUAAGGGCCAAGUCCGCAAAUUCAAUUGGAAGAAAGGUGGCCAGAAUGUCGCCAAGGGCGUUACCAAGGGUAUCAAGGGCGCUUUCAAUUAUGCAGAAGGCAAAUAUCAAAAGGAUGGUCAGUUUGCGGAAACAGCACCGUAUGGAUCUGCGGCAUCGCAAAAUGGUGAUGAUAGAUCUGUUCGCGGUCAACCUCAGGAGUCGACCCGUCAGGGUUUUGGAUUUUUCGGAAACUCGAAGGUGAAGCCUGGGAUUUGGACAGCGCAGUCGAAUGAGAGUACUACCGCUCUUGUCGAAGUUACUACUAAUAAUAGUAAUGUGCUUUUUGGCACUGACCUUGAACAACGGAUCGAGGUUGAGAAAUGUGUUAUUCCAGGUAUUGUCACACGUUGUAUCGAGGAAGUAGAGCUUCGAGGUAUGGAUUGCGAGGGCAUCUAUCGCAAAUCUGGUGGCAGUUCCCAAGUCCAAAUGAUCCGCGAAGGCUUCGAGAAGUCUUCCGAUUACGACAUUUCCGACCCAGACCUCGACAUCCACGCUGUCACCUCGACCCUGAAACAAUAUUUCCGCAAACUACCCACCCCACUCAUCACCUAUGAAGUAUAUGAUAAACUCCUUGACACAUGGGGGGUUACCCCGGUCUCCGCCCGUGUUGACUUGAUGCGUCGCAGCCUACUGAGCCUUCCGACCACUCAUCGUGAUGUGCUUGAAUUCCUGAUCUUCCAUCUCCGCCGUGUCGUGGAGCGCGAGAAAGAGAAUCUGAUGACGAGCUUGAAUGUUGCUGUGGUGUUUGCACCGACGAUUUUGCGGCCCGAAAGUCUGAGUCGGGAAAUGAGCGAUGUGCAGAAGAAGAAUGAGGCGCUGCAGUUUUUGGUUGAUAAUUGUCAGGAUAUAUUUAUGGGGAUGGAGGAGUAA
Messenger RNA from Paracoccidioides lutzii Pb01, 3690 nucleotides. RefSeq lists its product as hypothetical. The transcript has 6 exons. Gene Ontology annotation, cellular component: cytoplasm. The record is from RefSeq and is a predicted model, not a curated record. Gene Ontology annotation, biological process: regulation of GTPase activity; signal transduction. The coding region runs from base 1 to 3690 and encodes 1229 amino acids.